AAUUAAAUUUUAACAAUAAAUAAAUAAAAAAUAAUCAAUUUUUGUUUUAUUGUUUCAUUAUUUGUUAAAAUGAGCAAUUCUACUUUUGUUCUUGAUAACGGUGCCUACACUGCAAAAGUUGGGUUAGCUUCUGAUAAUGUCAAAUUAGUUCCAAAUUGCAUAAUGAAAGCAAAAAGUGAACGUCGAAGACCUUUCGUAGGCAGUCAAAUUGAAGAAUGUCGAGAUGCAUCUGGACUUUUUUAUAUUUUACCAUUUCAAAAAGGAUAUCUUGUUAAUUGGGACGUUCAGAAAACUGUCUGGGAUUAUAUAUUCUCCAAAGAAUGCUGUUUGGUGAAUUUGAAUCAACUUUCUGUAAUUGUAACUGAACCUUUAUUUAAUUUUUCUACCGUUCAAGAAGCCAUGAUGGAAAUAUUUUUUGAAGAAUACGAAUGUCAAAGUCUUUUAAGAAUUAAUAGUUGUACACUUUCUUGUUAUCAGUAUAAGACAGAAAAUCCUAAUACAAAAUGUUGCAUCGUAGUUGAUAGUGGUUAUAGUUUCACUCAUAUAGUACCAUAUGUAAAUGAUACUAAAAUUAAAGAAGGUAUUAGACGCAUUGAUGUAGGUGGAAAACUUCUUACAAAUCAUCUUAAAGAAAUUAUAUCUUAUCGUCAACUUCAUGUUAUGGAUGAAACUUACGUAAUAAAUCAAGUAAAAGAGGAUUCCUGUUUUGUUUCUCAAGAAUUUUUUAAAGAUAUGGACACCGCCAAAAAUAAAAUAGAAAACAAUCCUAUAAUCAAAGAUUAUGUUUUACCAGAUUAUACAACAUUAAGACGUGGUUUCUUAAAAAAUCCAGAACCUCCUAAUGAACAACAAACUCUACGAUUAAGCAAUGAGAGGUUCGCUAUACCAGAAAUCUUAUUUUUUCCGUCGGAUGUCGGUAUUCGUCAAAUGGGUAUUCCAGAAGCAAUAAUGGAUUGUUUAAAAGCUUGCGAUGAAGAAACAUGGCCACACCUUUUAUCUAAUAUUAUUCUUACUGGAGGUAACGCAAAAUUUCCUGGAUUCCAGGAAAGAAUUUAUAAAGAAGUUAGAAGUUUAGCACCUGCAGAAUACACGAUAAAUGUGUACUUACCCGAAAACCCAAUCACAUAUGCAUGGCAAGGUGGAAAAACACUUUCCAAAGAUUCAAUAUUUUCAAAUCUUCUAGUAACAAGAGAAGAUUAUGAGGAAGAAGGUCAAAAUCUUUGUUUUGAACGUUUCGAUGUUUAAGUGUAAUAAAUUUUUUUUAUUCAAUUGUUCAUAUUUAUGUAUGAAUAUAUGUAUCUACAAUGUACAUAAUAUGUGUGAUAUAUAUUAAAUAUUCACUUAUUUUUUAUUUA
Molecule: messenger RNA, 1355 nt
Organism: Apis cerana (Asiatic honeybee)
Lineage: Eukaryota; Metazoa; Arthropoda; Insecta; Hymenoptera; Apidae
Gene: Arp6
Product: Actin-related protein 6
Source: RefSeq, a predicted model, not a curated record